ACAAACAAGCUGCCGCUUCACGCUUGUCGCGCCGGGCGCUUUUGGAUUUUUAUUCCAGUUCAGGCUGUUUUUCCGGCAGAAGUUUGACUCGAAGGAUGAUGACGGACUGAAACGCUGCAGUUAGAAGCUCUACUAGUUCCUAAAGCCAUGUCUUUCCAUCAGGAUCGUGUGAGGGGGGGUCUGCCUCCGGGCCAGCACAAUCCCCCUCAGAACUACCGCAGCAGCAGCCAGAAGCCGCCCCCUCCUCAGCCCCCCAUGCCCCCGUACCACUACGACCCACAGGCCCCCCCCAGCGGCUCAGGGUACCACGGGCACGGCGGCUACCUGCCCCCACACUGCGACUUCAUGCAGUACCCCCCUCCAGCCCCCUCGCAGACGCCCGGCUCCCUGACCCAGUGCCCGCUGCGCCCUCCUUUCCUCAAGCCCCCCGCCCGCCAAGGCUUCCCUGAGCCCCCUCCCAACUUCCCGCCCCCGCCUCUGCCCAGCCCCACAGGUGGCCCCGCCCCAGGGGCGCAAAUGCCUGCUCAGAACGCUUACAAUCCCUACAUGAUGCCUCCUGUGCCCCCGCCUCCGAUCCCCCACCCGCCCAUCCCUCCCCCCAUGUCCUCCCAGUCCAUGAGCUACCAUCCUGCGUACUCCAUGAAUUACCCCCCACACCCGCCCUUCCCCCCUCCCCCCUUCAACCCCGGCUAUACCCAGAGCCCCGGCCCCUUCCCUCCGGACCACGGCGUCCGCCACGGAGGGCAGUACAAGUAUGAGAAGCCCCCGGACAGCAGGAGGUCUCCGGAGAGAGGCUAUCGCCACGACGACCACAGGCAGAAGUGCUACGGCUACGGUUCCCACGGCGACCGGCACAAGAUGGAGUUUCCAGGAGAGAGGAAGGACCGAGGGCGGAGCGUGGACAGGCGGGGUCGGCCGGAGGGGGGGCGCUACCGGUCCGAGUACGACCGAGGGAGGAGCCCCCCCAGACACCGGAGCAGAGACCGAAGCAGAGAGAGACAUCGACACAGAGACACUCGGAGGUCCCCGACACCUGACAAGCACAGAAAGAGACCUCGAAGCCGAUCCUCCAGCAGGGAGCGGAAACGCAGCCGCUGGGAGGACGAGAAGGACCGGCGGUCCGAGAGCUCGUCGGGGCCGAGCCGCGAGCGCAGCUACUCGUCGUCGGCCCGGAGCCGGGAGCCCGACGAGGCCGCCGACGAGCGGGAGAAGGAGCGAGAGAAGGAGCGAGGGGAGGAGGACAAGGAGGAGGAGGAGCUGCUGAAGCCCGCCUGGAUCCGCUGCACGCACGCCGAGAACUUCUACUCCAACGACCCCAUGGACCAAGUGGGGGACUCCACAGUCGUGGGGACCAGUAAACUGAGAGACCUGUACGAGCGCUUCGAAGAAGAGCUGGGGAAACGGCAGGAGCGAGCCAAGGAGGCCCGGCCCAAAUGGGAACCCCCCAAGACCAAACUGGACGAGGAUCCAGGCGACAGCAGCAGUGACUCAGAGUGCGAGUCGGAGGGAGAGGGGAGCACCUGCUCCAGCAGCUCCGACUCCGAGGUUUUCGACGUCAUCGCCGAGAUCAAGAGGAAGAAGGCUCACCCCGACCGGCUGCACGAGGAGCUGUGGUACAACGACCCCGGGCAGAUGAAUGAUGGUCCCCUGUGUAAGUGCAGUGCCAAGGCCAGACGUACAGGGAUCCGCCACAGCAUCUACCCAGGGGAGGAGCCGGUGAAACAGUGCCGUCCCAUGAACAACAACGCAGGGAAGCUCUUCCACUACAGGAUCACUGUCUCGCCGCCGACAAACUUCCUGACCGACAGACCGACGGUGAUCGAGUACGACGAUCAUGAAUACCUGUUUGAAGGCUUCUCCCUCUUCUCCCACACGCCGCUCACUAACAUCCCAUUGUGCCGUGUGAUCCGCUUCAACAUAGAUUACACCAUUCACUUCAUAGAGGAGAUGACACCGGAGAACUACUGCGUCCAGGGCCUGGAGCUCUUCGGCUCCUAUCUGUUCCAGGACAUUCUGGAGCUGUACGACUGGAACCUGACAGGUCCUGAUCCCGAUGACGAGUCCUCUGGAUGCCAGCGCUUUCACUUCAUGCCCCGCUUUGUUCGCUUCUUACCUGACGGAGGGAAGGAGGUGCUGUCCAUGCACCAGGUGCUGCUCUACCUGCUCCGCAGCAGCAAGCCGCUGGUCCCCGAGGAGGAGAUCGCAGACAUGCUGCAGUGGGAGGAGCUGGAGUGGCAGAAGUACGCCGAGGAGUGCAAGGGCAUGAUCGUCACCAACCCGGGCAUGAAACCGAGCUCGGUGCGAAUCGACCAGCUGGACAGGGAGCAGUUCAACCCGGAGGUCAUCACCUUCCCCAUCAUCGUCCACUUCGGGAUUCGGCCGGCCCAGCUCAGCUACGCCGGCGACCCGCAGUACCAGAAACUGUGGAAGAGCUAUGUGAAACUACGCCACCUGCUGGCCAACAGCCCCAAGGUCAAGCAGCUGGACAAACAGAAGCUGACACAGAGAGAGGAAGCUCUUCAGAAGAUCCGUCAGAAGAACACGAUGCGCCGUGAGGUGACGGUGGAGCUCAGCAGCCAGGGCUUCUGGAAGACCGGCAUCCGCUCCGACGUCUGUCAGCACGCCAUGAUGCUGCCUGUUCUCACCCAUCACAUCCGGUACCACCAGUGUCUCAUGCACCUGGACAAGCUCAUCGGCUACGUCUUCAAGGAGCGCUGCCUCCUGCAGCUGGCCAUGACCCACCCCAGCCAUCACCUCAACUUCGGUAUGAAUCCCGAUCACGCACGGAACUCGCUGUCCAACUGUGGCAUCCGCCAGCCCAAGUACGGAGACAGGAAGGUCCACCACAUGUACAUGAGGAAGAAAGGAAUCAACACAUUGAUUAACAUCAUGUCUCGCCUGGGCCAAGACGACCCGUCCCCCUCCAGGAUCAAUCACAACGAGAGACUGGAGUUCCUGGGCGAUGCCGUCGUCGAGUUCCUCACCAGCGUCCACCUGUACUACCUGUUCCCCAGUCUGGAGGAGGGCGGCCUGGCCACCUACAGGACCGCCAUCGUGCAGAACCAGCACCUCGCCAUGCUGGCCAAGAAGCUGGAGCUGGAUCGCUUCAUGCUCUACGCUCACGGGCCCGAUCUGUGCCGGGAGUCGGACUUGCGACACGCCAUGGCCAACUGCUUUGAGGCUCUUAUCGGCGCUGUGUAUUUGGAAGGAGGCUUGGACGAGGCCCGCCAGCUGUUUGGUAGACUGCUGUUCAACAGUGAGGACCUGCGGGAGGUCUGGCUCAACUACCCACCGCACCCCCUGCAGGUCCAGGAGCCUCAGACGGACCGGCAGCUGAUCGAGACGUCCCCCGUCCUCCAGAAGCUCACCACCUUCGAGGACUCCAUCGGCGUUUUGUUCACGCACGUGCGUCUGCUGGCCAGAGCGUUCACCUUGAGAACCGUCGGCUUCAACCACCUCACGCUAGGCCACAACCAGAGAAUGGAGUUCCUGGGAGACUCCAUCAUGCAGCUCGUAGCCACCGAGUAUCUCUUCAUCCACUUCCCUGACCACCACGAAGGACACCUCACGCUUCUGCGCAGUUCGCUGGUGAACAACCGCACGCAGGCCAAGGUGGCGGAGGAGCUGGGCAUGCAGGACUUCGCCAUCACCAACGACAAGACCAAGCGGCCGGUCGCGCUGAGGACCAAGACUCUGGCCGACCUGCUGGAGUCCUUCAUCGCCGCUCUCUACAUUGAUAAAGACCUGGAGUACGUGCACACCUUCAUGAACGUGUGCUUCUUCCCUCGGCUGAAGGAGUUCAUUCUGAACCAGGACUGGAACGACCCCAAGUCUCAGCUGCAGCAGUGCUGUUUGACCCUGAGGACAGAGGGCAAGGAGCCCGACAUCCCGCUGUACAAGACCCUGCAGACAGUCGGGCCCUCGCACGCCCGCACCUACACCGUGGCCGUGUAUUUCAAAGGGGAGCGAAUCGGCUGUGGCAAAGGCCCAAGCAUCCAGCAGGCGGAAAUGGGAGCUGCGAUGGAUGCAUUGGAAAAAUAUAACUUCCCACAGAUGGCUCAUCAGAAGCGCUUCAUCGAGCGGAAAUACAGGCAGGAGCUGAAGGAGAUGAGACGAGAGCGGGAGCGGCAGGAGAAGGAGACCGACGAGUCGGACGACUGCAGGAAGUGACAGCGCCCUCCCUUCUCUUCUUUUUUUUUUUUUUUCUUUCCCCCCCCCUCGUUGUUGGACGGCAGGGGGGCUCAAUCAGGGCCGAGGGGUCCUCGUUCAAGGAGCCUCGUCUGCAGAUGAUGGCAGCUGUCCAGACAGGAAGUGAUCAGUGAACUUUUUCAGGAGAUUGGAAGGUAGAUUUGAUUCCUGAACUCCCCUCAUUUGAGGGUGGAAUUAGCCUUUCUCACAAGAUUUCUGAAGAAGGUGAAAAUUUUACAUGUCAUUAACCAAUUCCAGUUACAUCUGUCCAAGGUUACAGUUUGGAUUCAUGUAAAGUAACCGACAACAAGCAAACCAAACUGUUUCCAUUAGUUUGUUUUCACACAGCUACAGGAAGUGAUCACUGAGGAGCCAGCAUGAACUUUUCAGGAGAUUAGAAGGCAGAUCUGACUGUUAACUCAAACGUUUCACUAUAACUAUCUUUUUAAAAUGAUGUUUUUUAGUGAAAAUGGAACUUAUCGCCAACAGAUCCCAAUUCAGUCACGAUCCAUCACAGCCGGAUCCAUGCUGUCAGAUAUGCGUUUGUUGACGAAUAAAAAAAUGAAAAUAAUUUGUUCACUCACUUUUAUGUAUAGAACCACAGCAUGACCUGAAAGCAUCACCAACACACCCAAAAUAAAGCAGAAAAAUUCAUGUUUCAUUUUUUGUGUGCAACUUGUCCAUGAGUUGUCCACCUUUUUUUUUCCACUCAACGAUGGCCUUACCAUAGCCUUACCUCAUUAAUACAGUGAACAUUAAUUGAAUUUUUUUUUCAUUUUUAACACACAGAUGGUCUUGCCUCCUGAAUAAAGUGAAAAUCAUCAAAAAAAGUUUUUUCAUUUUUCCUCACCGAUGGUUUUACUAUUGUCUUACCUUCUUAAUAAAGUGGUAUUAUCAAAAAUUCUGAAUUUUUUUUUUCAUUUUUCCCAACCGAUGGUCUU
Salarias fasciatus (jewelled blenny) is the source of this 5129-nucleotide messenger RNA. It is a transcript of the gene drosha, whose product is annotated as drosha ribonuclease III. The record is from RefSeq and is a predicted model, not a curated record. Gene Ontology annotation, biological process: rRNA processing; pre-miRNA processing; primary miRNA processing. NCBI's taxonomy places the organism in Eukaryota, Metazoa, Chordata, Actinopteri, Blenniiformes, Blenniidae. Gene Ontology annotation, cellular component: nucleus; microprocessor complex. Gene Ontology annotation, molecular function: ribonuclease III activity; RNA binding. The transcript has 32 exons. Bases 148 to 4170 code for a protein of 1340 amino acids.